Molecule: messenger RNA, 1923 nt
Organism: Maniola jurtina (meadow brown)
Lineage: Eukaryota; Metazoa; Arthropoda; Insecta; Lepidoptera; Nymphalidae
Product: brahma-associated protein of 60 kDa-like
Exons: 4
Coding region: 23-1708 (561 amino acids)
Biological process (GO): regulation of transcription by RNA polymerase II
Cellular component (GO): nucleus; SWI/SNF complex
Source: RefSeq, a predicted model, not a curated record
UCGGCGCGGUGGCGGCGCCUCAAUGAAGCUGGCCGAGGUGCCGGCGCGGCUCGGCGCGCUGCUGCACGCGCCCGACCCCAUCGUCAUCAAUCACCUCAUCUCCGUGGAGCCGCCGCACGACGCCAAGCAGACCGCGUGCUACGACAUCGACGUCGAGGUAGGCACAGCUCGGCGCGGUGGCGGCGCCUCAAUGAAGCUGGCCGAGGUGCCGGCGCGGCUCGGCGCGCUGCUGCACGCGCCCGACCCCAUCGUCAUCAACCACCUCAUCUCCGUGGAGCCGCCGCACGACGCCAAGCAGACCGCGUGCUACGACAUCGACGUCGAGGUAGGCACAGCUCGGCGCGGUGGCGGCGCCUCAAUGAAGCUGGCCGAGGUGCCGGCGCGGCUCGGCGCGCUGCUGCACGCGCCCGACCCCAUCGUCAUCAACCACCUCAUCUCCGUGGAGCCGCCGCACGACGCCAAGCAGACCGCGUGCUACGACAUCGACGUCGAGGUAGGCACAGCUCGGCGCGGUGGCGGCGCCUCAAUGAAGCUGGCCGAGGUGCCGGCGCGGCUCGGCGCGCUGCUGCACGCGCCCGACCCCAUCGUCAUCAACCACCUCAUCUCCGUGGAGCCGCCGCACGACGCCAAGCAGACCGCGUGCUACGACAUCGACGUCGAGGUAGGCACAGCUCGGCGCGGUGGCGGCGCCUCAAUGAAGCUGGCCGAGGUGCCGGCGCGGCUCGGCGCGCUGCUGCACGCGCCCGACCCCAUCGUCAUCAACCACCUCAUCUCCGUGGAGCCGCCGCACGACGCCAAGCAGACCGCGUGCUACGACAUCGACGUCGAGGUAGGCACAGCUCGGCGCGGUGGCGGCGCCUCAAUGAAGCUGGCCGAGGUGCCGGCGCGGCUCGGCGCGCUGCUGCACGCGCCCGACCCCAUCGUCAUCAACCACCUCAUCUCCGUGGAGCCGCCGCACGACGCCAAGCAGACCGCGUGCUACGACAUCGACGUCGAGGUAGGCACAGCUCGGCGCGGUGGCGGCGCCUCAAUGAAGCUGGCCGAGGUGCCGGCGCGGCUCGGCGCGCUGCUGCACGCGCCCGACCCCAUCGUCAUCAACCACCUCAUCUCCGUGGAGCCGCCGCACGACGCCAAGCAGACCGCGUGCUACGACAUCGACGUCGAGGUAGGCACAGCUCGGCGCGGUGGCGGCGCCUCAAUGAAGCUGGCCGAGGUGCCGGCGCGGCUCGGCGCGCUGCUGCACGCGCCCGACCCCAUCGUCAUCAACCACCUCAUCUCCGUGGAGCCGCCGCACGACGCCAAGCAGACCGCGUGCUACGACAUCGACGUCGAGGUGGACGACACCCUCAAGACGCAGAUGAACAACUUCCUGCUGAGCACGGCCAACCAGCAGGAGAUACAGGGGCUCGACUCCAAAAUACAUGAAACUGUGGACACCAUCAACCAGCUGAAGACCAACCGCGAGUUCUUCCUGAGCUUCAGCAAGGACCCGCAGCAGUUCAUCCAGAAGUGGCUCGUGAGCCAGUCGCGAGACCUCAAGAGCAUGGGCAGCGGCGCGGGCGGCAACCCCGAGGAGGAGCGGCUGUGCGCGCUGUACGCGCAGCCCUGGGCGGCCGAGGGCGCGGCGCGCUACCUGCACGCGCGCCUCGCCGCGCGCCGCCACGCGCUCGACCUGGCGCUCACGCCGCACCACCUGCCGCGCGUCUAGCGCACUGCGCUUGACCCACCUUCGCCCGUCUCAUGAUCGGAUGAGAAGUGUUUUUCAAAGAGGGAAGGAUUCUACAGUAGAGUCACUCUCAAUUAUAUUUUAUUACUAGACGAUGCCCGAAGCUUUGUCCGCGUGGAUUGGUCAGGUCCUCUGCAGCAUCAAGAUUGAGGAGUUGGAAUCCAAAUUUUUUAUGGAACAAUGUCGCAAAGUUUCCU